This is a messenger RNA of Bufo bufo (common toad), 1387 nucleotides long. RefSeq names its product fucosyltransferase 7 (gene FUT7). Gene Ontology annotation, cellular component: membrane. The record is from RefSeq and is a predicted model, not a curated record. The coding region runs from base 164 to 1198 and encodes 344 amino acids. NCBI's taxonomy places the organism in Eukaryota, Metazoa, Chordata, Amphibia, Anura, Bufonidae. The transcript is spliced from 2 exons. Gene Ontology annotation, molecular function: alpha-(1->3)-fucosyltransferase activity.
UCUGUGCCUGCCCAGGACCUAACCAUCUGGAGGUGUGUAGACACUGGGUGAUGGAGCCUCUACUUACUGCCUCCAGACAAUAAAUCUGAUUUAUGACACUGCAGACCUCUAUACACUCAUCACUUUACGAGCCGGGACUCCAGCAACUACACAUUAAGGUACAAUGUCUAUAACGCGGAGACUGAGGCAAGGGUCUACAUUAGGAAGCAUCUUUGCCUUGGCAAUAUUUGCCUGGAACAUCUAUUUUUUUCAGUCCUUGGACUCUGAAGGAAACUUGGCUUCUCCUAACACCAUUACCACCAUAUUGAUUUGGCAUUGGCCAUUCCACAAGCCCAUGAACCUCUCAGGAGAGGUUUGCCUUAACAUCUACAACAUCAAGAACUGUAGACUGACGGAUGACCGAAACAUGUUCAGUAAUAGCAAUGUGGUUGUCUUCCACCACAAAGAACUGCAAACCGUAGGUCAUAAGAUGCCUACUGGACCUAGACCUUCUGAGCAGCUGUGGGUUUGGGCAACUCUAGAAUCUCCUACCAAUACUAAAGGUCUUGAGAAAUGGAAUAACACGUUCAACUGGACAUUGACUUAUCGAGAGGAUUCAGAUAUCUUUGUUCCGUAUGCAAAGAUGGUUCCGAAUUUGAUCAUGGAAUGGAAUGACACCCUGAAGACAGGUUUAGUCUCCUGGGUUGUCAGUAACUACCAUCAGGUUCAACAAAGGGCAAAAUUUUACAAAGAGCUUUCUUCAUACCUCAAGGUUGAUGUAUUUGGUAAAGCCAGUAGGAAACCUUUAGGCUCCUCAGAUCUUCUCCAGAAGAUGUCCAAAUACUACUUUUAUCUGGCAUUGGAGAAUUCUGUCCAUAAAGACUACAUCACAGAGAAGCUGUGGCGGAACGCCUUCCUCGCUGGGGCAGUCCCUAUUGUACUAGGUCCACCACGGGAGAACUAUGAAAAGUUUAUACCUCCCGACUCCUUUAUCCAUGUGUCAGACUUUCCAUCUCCCAAACAUCUGGCAAUUUUUUUACAGACAAUGACCCCACUACGCUACCAAGAAUUCCUCCGCUGGAGGCAAGUAUAUGGUGUCAAACUGUACACUGACUGGAGGGAAAGAUUCUGCAUGAUCUGCUCCAAGUACCCGAGUCUACCCAAGAGCAAAGUCUACACAGAUAUAGAGACAUGGUUUAAGAGUGAAAACAUUGAAUGAUUACAAUUAAUGCUGAUGUUUACAUAAGGGGGCUGAGGUCAAUCCUAAAAUGUAUUACUACUAUACUAUACAAUACUACCUCCUACAUACAAGAAUAUAUCUACUACAAUACUGUCUCCUAUGUACAAGAAUAUAAGUACUAUAAUACUGCCUACUAUGUACAAGAAUAUAAGUACUAUAAUACUGCUC